AUGUCUAGCAGUAGUUCUGAAAGUAGUGACGAGAACUAUCACGAAAAAUCACGGAAAAGACGUAAACACAGACAUCCUAGCCAAGACAGACGAUCCUGCAGAAAGGAAUCGAGCAGCAAGAAUAAAAGUUACAAAGACAAGAGAGAAGGUAGGGACGUUCACAAAUUUAGCAGAGACAUAAGAAGAGAAAAUAAUGAUGUGCAUUGUGAUAGAUCGCAAGGCGAACGGGAUAGGUUAUAUAGGGAUAAUCGACAUGAGAGGAGGGAAGAGGAGAGACAAUAUGAUAGAAAAAGAUAUGAGAGAUCGCCUUUAAAAAGAGAAGAAUCUCGUCCAAGGCACAGAGAUCAUGAGGACAAAACUAGAAAAUACAAAGAUCCUGCUGAAUAUAAUAAGAGAAGUGACACUGUCAACAAAGGAGCAAGGAAUAAUCUUGAAGAAGUAAAAGUAAAAAAGGAACCGUCUCCAGAAUGGGGCAAAGCAGCUGUUAAAACAGAACCUAAACCAAAGUCGCAAGAGAAAGAGAAACCAAAUUUUGAAUUGUCUGGAAAAUUAACGGAGGACACAAACACUGUGAAUGGUGUGGUUAUUAAAUAUACUGAACCUGCAGAUGCAAGAAAACCUAAACGUCGAUGGAGAUUAUACCCUUUCAAAGGAGAAAAAGCAUUGCCAACUUUGUAUAUCCACAGACAAUCAGCCUAUUUAAUGGGCAGAGAUCGCAAAGUUGCUGAUAUUCCCUUGGAUCAUCCUUCAUGCUCUAAGCAGCACGCAGUUUUACAGUAUCGUUUGGUAUCUUUUCAAAAAGAAGGCGGAGGUGAAGGAAAAAGAAUUCGACCUUAUCUCAUAGACUUGGAAUCUGCAAAUGGUACAUUUGUAAAUAACAUAAAAUUAGAACCACGGAAAUACCAUGAAUUAUUGAAAAGGGAUGUGAUACGUUUUGGAUUUAGUUCAAGAGAAUAUGUUUUGUUACAUGAACAUAGCAAGGAUGAUUCGUUAGAUGAUGAUGUUCCCUCAAGUACUACAAGGUAAAGAGGGAACGUUCACCAGAAUGGGGUAAACCUACUGUCAAGGCAGAGCGUAAACCAAGGCUAGAGGAAAAAGAAAAACCAAAUUUCAAGUUGUCUGGAAAAUUAACAGAAGAUACGAAUACUGUGAAUGGUGUGGUUAUUAAAUAUACUGAACCUGAAGAUGCGAGGAAACCAAAACGUAGAUGGAGGUUAUAUCCGUUCAAAGAAGAAAAAGCAUUGCCUACUCUGUACGUUCACAGACAAUCGGCUUAUUUAAUGGGCAGAGAUCGCAAGAUUGUUGACAUUCCCUUAGACCAUCCUUCGUGCUCUAAGCAACACGCGGUUUUACAGUAUCGUUUGGUAUCUUUUCAAAAAGAAGGCGGUGGUGAAGGAAGAAGAAUUCGACCUUAUCUCAUAGACUUAGAAUCUGCAAAUGGUACAUUUGUAAAUAAUGUGAAAUUAGAACCAAGAAGAUAUCAUGAAUUAUUAGAAAGAGAUGUGAUACGGUUUGGAUACAGUACUAGAGAAUACGUCUUAUUACAUGAACAUAGCAAAGAUGAUUCAUUAGAUGAUUAA
Molecule: messenger RNA, 1580 nt
Organism: Heterotrigona itama
Lineage: Eukaryota; Metazoa; Arthropoda; Insecta; Hymenoptera; Apidae
Source: the annotation of a GenBank genome assembly